GAGACAAUGGAGAUUAUGAACAAAAACCAAAGAAUUCAGGCACCAAUUCAAUCGAUCAGCCUGAAGCUUGUCACCAAAAUUUUGCUCCCGUUUUCACUUCUUUCUGCAAUAUUAUCAUACCCUUUGUUGUGCAACUUCCAAACUUUGGCAUAUAGUUUACAGCUCUUCAGUUUCAGUGUCGGCAAGACUUACAUGUUUGUGCUUUGCAAUGGACUUAUUUUUUUCAUUGCCACCGGCUCUGGUUUGAUCGGUAGUUUUGCGGUAGAGUCUGAUGUUAAAGCCGACAAGAUUGCGAGGAUCAGUGAGGGAGGUAGUCGAAGAGAAUUAGAGGUUGAAUCAUCAGAGCCAAAGAAAGCAGAAGUUGACCAGAGAGAAGAACUGCCCUUGGUUGUAGAAGAAGAAAGAUGGAAUGAGCUUGUUUCAGUCGACGAAGAUGAAGAUGAAGCACUUGAGUUGAUGAGUAAUGAAGAGUUAAACAAGAAAUGUGAUGAUUUUAUUAGGAGAAUUAAAGAAGGGAUUAAAUUUGAAGCUCGCAACUGAUGACGGUUCAAAAAGUAGAAUUUGACACAACAUUAAGGACUCUAGGCAUCAACUAUGCUUAUAGUUAUAGAUCUGUAACUUGUUUUUCUUUCUUUUUCUUGUCUCCUGAAAGCCCCCAACUUGGACUAUAAUUCGGUUCCCCUGUUUUUCCUUUUCCUCGGAAAUUUGAUUUCUGAGUUUUAGCUUGACACU
This is a messenger RNA of Hibiscus syriacus, 732 nucleotides long. RefSeq lists its product as uncharacterized. The transcript is spliced from 2 exons. Lineage: Eukaryota; Viridiplantae; Streptophyta; Magnoliopsida; Malvales; Malvaceae. The coding region runs from base 7 to 540 and encodes 177 amino acids. The record is from RefSeq and is a predicted model, not a curated record.